This is a messenger RNA of Symbiodinium natans, 14277 nucleotides long. The record is from the annotation of a GenBank genome assembly. Lineage: Eukaryota; Dinophyceae; Suessiales; Symbiodiniaceae.
AUGGCCGGAGCGGCGCCGGCUCCUGGGCCAGCAGAGUUGCCAACAGGGGUCACCCAGGACCAAGCCCUUGAUUUUCUUGAUAAGCAGGUAAGUUCUGAUCUGGUGCAUAUUUUCCAAGAAUGCGGAAUGCCUUUGGGGUUGCAGUAUCGAUUGGGACAAAACUUCAAAUCAGUGAAGCGAUUCUCGACAUACGCUGACACACGGGGCGAAGUGCGCACUGCUUUGAAAGAUGAUCACCAGUUGGAGGCCACGGACCAGGCGAGCAGAGCUGUCGUUGCAGCAGUGGUUUCAGCCUGGGAGACAUCGCGCGAGGUCGCCAGCAAGGAAACGGAGUUGAGGGCAGAGGCGCGCGUGCUGGGCGUCAGCAGACCAGUGACGCAGACUGAGAAGCAGGCUAUGAGGGUUGCGUAUGAGGCAGCCCACGGGACGCUCGAGGAGGCAUUCGAGCCUUCUGACGACUACAUCUCUGCAAAGCUUGAGGAGGUCGAGAGUGGCGAGAUCACCGCUAGUGCCCUUUCUGAAGUGACAUCCAAGAAGAAGGUGAAGACCAUGGGGAUACAGACGACAGUAGAUACUGGAGGUCAUGUCAGGAUCGUCAAACAGAAGAACAAAGGGGUAAUGCCCUCACAUACAGAAGAGCUGAGAACGGUGCUGAGAGUUGAGGGCAAUAUGUGGACAUUUUUGGCAUCCAAGUACAAGAACAAGAUCUUUUUCCAAGGCAUGGGGCCAGAUGCUUGGCUGGGAUAUGGCCUGCUGGGCUUGAGCUCGCUGCGAUGCGAGCCUGUGAGCUGUGUCAACGCCGACAGCAGCACGGCGGAGAAGUCCCACUUGCAGUUCUUUCGACCAUUCAGGGUGCUGUGCCAGAUGAGUUUGAGGCAUUCAGUUCUUCUGACGCCUUUCAUCCAUUGGUCUUUGAACAUGUGCAACGUCUGCCUGUCCCAGCGGAUCUUCGUGCAUAUCGACUUCAACUACCACUACGCCAUCGACGCCUUCUGUGAGAUGUCUGACCCCGUACAGGAGAUCUGCUCGUCGUGCCGCUCGGGUUCCCCGUUACGUCUGCCGCCGCCCACAAUGGAUGUUCAGCGACCUUUGUCGGAGAUCUUUGCGGAACUCUCCGAUGGUGAGAAGGCUUUUUCGGGCACGAACGUGCUUCUGGCAUGUGACGUUGCUGUUGGCCCCGCUCCGGCCAAGCGUCUGCGGGACGCUGAGACGGUGCCCUUUGCAUUGCGUGGCCUUCAGGUGCAUCGUCAGCUCCAGCCUCGCAAUGAGGAUCAUCGGCGUGCAGCAGUGAUUGCUCGAUACGAGGCUUUGAUUUUUGCCGCUGGACGCAAUUUCGAUUUUCCAGGAUACCAUGGGCAAGGACCUCUUCGUCCUCUGGGGCGCCUUCUUUCUUCGGUCUUCGCCGGCAAGGCCACUGCCACGCUUCUCAAGCACAUCGGGCCGCUGGAGCGUCUUGCCGCUUCAGUUACACCCGAAGCGUGGCUUUGCGAGACGCCUGCUGCUUUGGAACAGGUUGUGUAUGACCAUUUGCUGGCCAUGGAGGUCGAGGGCGCAGCCAUGAGCGCUGGCCAGUCACUCUUGUCUGCCCUUUCUUUCAUGCGCUUCGUGUUCCACAUAUCCUGGUUCGAAGUGGUUACCCAGAGCCCUCGCGUUCGCGGCCAGGCCGUGCAGAUAGAGGUGCAGGCUCCGCCAAAGCCUUCGCGUAAGGCCGAUGCCUUAUUGGUUCGGCAGGUCAAGCAUCUGGAAUCGUUGUGCUUCGAGGCCCCGGCUGAGACGGAGGUGCUGGUGUAUGGGGGGGUGCUUUUCUCCUUGUAUGCUCGAGCUCGUUCUUCUGACAUCAGACGUGCGACUUCUUUCCUGUAUGAAGCUGGCUUCCCGGGCUUCAUUGAAGUUGAAAGCAAAUUUCACAAGACUGCUACAGGGAGAAGGAGACGCCUUCCCCUCCCGCUUGCUGCCCCUUUGACUUCUCUUUCGGGUCUUCAGUGGUGGACUCGUUGGUUGCAAGCUCGCAAUGAUUUCCGCGAUCGCAACAGACUUGACGUUCUUUUGCCCAUCAUUCCCCAACUCAAUCAAGAUGGUGAGGUCCUUCCGGAGCCGGCUUCGAGUGCAGCGGUGACAAGACUUCUCAACGAUGUUUUAGAGAUUCGGCCUGGCCAAAGGGUUUCGAGCCACUCUCUGAAGGUCACUUUGCUUUCAUGGUCAGCGAAGUACGAGAUUGAUGUCCAUGCCAGACGUCUUCUUGGGUACCAUCUCCCUCGUGAUGCUCUUUCGACUGAGAUUUAUGCUCGUCAGUGUCUUGCUGGUCCUCUACGUGCACUUUUCAGAAUGUUGCAGGCAAUAGUUUCGGGCCUCUUCGAUCCUGACUCGACACGCAGUGGCUUUCUUGAUGAUUCGAGGUCAGGAAUUUCCCGCUCUGGACUUUGCUCGCGGCAAGAGAUGGCUGAUCUUGCUCAGCCGCCCGGCUCCGACCCACGAGCGAAUGCCACUAUGCCCAGCGGUGAUCUUCAUGCUUCCGCUUUCGGUGAUCUCUCGGAUGCUUCUUACAUUCCUUCUCCGAUGGCAUCACCUGUCUCGACGCAGAUGGCUUCGUGCGAGUCCGCUCACGACUCUGAACGGGAGUCUUCUUCCGAGUCUGACUCUUCAUCGGACUCGGACUCGAGCGAGGUGGAUGAUGGGGUUACGCCAGUCGUUUCUGAUGAGCACAUGCUGAUCGAUCUUGUACCAGCACAUUUACGCCCACCUUUGCUUGAUGUUGGAGAUGAUUGCUCCGUGAUGGCUUCUUUGGUCAAAUCCACGGCGACCUUCAAGCAGUUUGCAUUGGAUGCGGGGUUGACUGCAGAGCAUGUUCAGUCCUUGACUGAUGCUGGUGUUGACACUUUGGCCAAGCUCUCAUAUGCAGUUUGCUCCCAGCCCGGCAUGCUGGACCAAACGAAGUUUGAUGAGGUUCGAGAUUCCAUCUUCACACGACCUUCAAUGGGCUUGAUCGCUUCCUUUCGCCAGCUCUGCUUUGAGUCCCUUACGUUGACUCUAGCGGGGCUCAAAGCCCAGGUUGAGGCUGUUGAUGAUGGUCCUCGGAAACUGCCGCCUUUCGAGCGAACUGCGCGCAGGGAUGCUUUCAUUCGUGCUUUCCCGGGUUCCCAGCUGAUUGGCGAUCAGGAUCCCUCUCAUGCCCUCAUGGAUGUCUGUGCGACGAUGGCUGAAACUUCUGUGCUGAAGUACAUAGCGCCUUGCAGCUGCACCUCCCGCUCUCAAGAGUUGCUCGCUUGCAAGACGGACAAGCGUGUUCUUGCCCUUGAAGGUUCAUCUUUGUCCGUUAAAGCCAAAGAUCCUGAGCUUUACGCUGACACCAGCUCCGCCCUAGCUCUACGCAAUGCGCUUUUCCGUCGUGGAGUCUGCCUUGAAAUGGCUGGCCUGGCCUCUUUUCUUGAGCAUGACAAGGUUAUGCAGUUGUUCUUGGAGCACUGUUCUCGACCUGUGCCUCCGGGGUACGCGUCCGUUCCUCUCGCUGCUGUUGUCAGGGCUGACGCUGUCAUGUGGGAGCACAUCAUUGCCAAGGUUCGUGCCAGCCUUAAGCCCGAUGACGAAGGUGUCUUGCCGAUUGAUUUGGCUUUGCAGACGUGUUCCGAGCUCGCGGCUGUCCAGUUCCACCUGUUGCCUCUUCCGUCGUCGAAACGACCGGCUGAAGAGUCCAAGCCAAACAGUGGCCCCUCUUCCAAACGCCCGCAUGGCGGAACGCCGCCUCCUCCUCGCCCCGCUCAUGCCCGUCCCAAGGCGCGCGGACAAAAGCGGGCUGCUUCUGAUCGGGUGCCGAAAGCUUUGCAGGGCUUGUCUUCUCGUGAUCGUUCGAACAAGCCCAUUUGCUUCAACUUCAACCUUCCCCAUGGCUGCAAGGCUCUUGCCAAUGCUUUGCACCAACAAAUUCAGCCUUUGGCUGCCUCCGAUUUGUUGCACCUUUUUGACUUAAUUCCAGCCGCCGAGUGCCGCAACAAGAGUUCCUCCUUUGCGCCCUCCUGUUUCCAAGUUGGGGCGUUCCGUUUCAGUGCCAUGCGCGGGUUGCAUCGCGCCACCUUUGCUUUUCCAGCUGUUUCGAAGGUCUUGGCCCGCUAUGUGCGGCAGGUGGCGCCCGGUUUCUGCUUCACCACGCUGCUCAUUGUCGACUCGCUCCGCGCAUCCCCUCAUCGCGAUUCGCAGAAUGAGCCGUCCUGCGACAAUUUGGUGACGGCUUUGUCCAGCUUCCGCGGUGGUGAGAUUUGGAUCGAAGAUCCAGAUGGACAUCACAUGAUCCUGCAUGAAGGCAUCGAGGUCCCGGGGCGUUUGCUCCCUGUUGCCGACGGGCCGGUUCGCUUUCGUGCUCAAUCUCAGUUGCAUUGCACCAUGCCUUGGGACGGCUCCCGUCGUGUGAUCCUCAUUGCCUUCUCCAUUCGAGAUGCAUAUUUGCUUCCAGGUCCUGCAUUUGGCUUCUUGUGUGACCUUGGCUUCUUGUUGCCUUCGAAGUCGGCUCCUGCUGCUUCUCCACCAGCCUUGCCCCAGGCUGCUGCGCAAGUUCCCUUCCACCGGGCUUUGCGACCUGCCCGCGAGGUGCUGUUCCUGGAAGUUUUCGCUGGCCGUGCCCGCCUCAGCGCCGCCUUUGUUGCAGCUGGAUUCAGUGCUCUGAGUUUGGAUCAUGUUCGCUGUUCUGGGGCUGUCCAUAAGAUCACAUUGCUGGAUCUGCGUGAGCCCGCUUGCCAACAGGUCGUCCUUGAUCUGCUGGCUUCCGGGGUUGUGCAUUACUGCCAUUUGGCGCCGCCGUGCGGGACAGCCUCCGCUGCCCGCUCGGUGCCCCGUGCUGGGGGUGCUGCCCCCCUACGGUCACUCCUCCAUCCGUUGGGCCUGCCUCAGCUGAGUGACCGCGACGCCUCCCGUGUUGAGAGCGCAAAUAUCCUCUACCGUUUUUGCGCGCGUGUCAUUCAUGCCUGCGCGUCGCAUGGUGUGCUGUGGAGCUUGGAGAAUCCUGCCUCUAGCCUGUUUUGGCUCAUCCCUGAGAUCACUGCCCUCACCGACCUUCCCGGUUUUCGGGCCUUCUGCUUCCAUACUUGUGCGUUCGUGCCUGCUGGAAGAGGUCGCCGCAAGUGCACGGCUCUUUGGUGCAACUUCGAAGCUUUGCUCCAGCUUCAGCGUUUUUGCGACGGCAUGCACUCUCAUGUGCCUUGGGGUCUUGUGCGUCUGCCCUCUGGGCAUGAGGUCUGGUCCACGUCCUUGGAGGCCCACUACUCGGCUCCUUUGUGCCAAGCCUGGGUGGCUGCUUUCCGUUCUUUUGCCGUUGGCAAGCAGUGCUUGGAACCUCCAGAUCAGUUCAGCAGUGUGGCUGCACAUGAUGACGCCCUGCGUCCCCUCGUCAACAAGUGCAUUCUUGGAGGGCUUCCGCGGGGCCGUGCUGUCGAUGCUUCUGACAUUGCAGUCGUUGGCAUUCCCCGUGUGCCAUCAGAUUUUGUCAAGUGCGCACUUGCUCUCUGCCACCCCGUCGAUGCAAAGAUAGUCCUUGACAUUGCUCUUGAGGAAGCAGUUUCCUUCAUGUGCCGUUCCACCCCUCUGGCUUUGCGCAAGCAUCGGUUGAAGUGGCUUUCCCAUGCCCUUGCCUUAGCGAGGUCUCUGAAGCCUCUGGAUGAAUCGAUGAAGAGCUCCAUGGAUCCUUCUCUGAGGAAGAUUCUUGAGCGGAAGAGGCUCGCUCUCUUCGAUGCGCUUCUUAAGGAAAUCGAUUUUCCUGACCAGGAUCUUGCAAGGGACAUGGCAAAGGGGUCACCGCUCGCUGGGUGGCAGCCUAGGACGCAUGUUUAUCAGGCGCAGGUGAAACCGCCCUCGUUGAGCUUGGAUCAGCUUGCUGCGAUGGCUCCAAUGAUCAACGAUGUCACCUUUCAGAAGACAAGAUCUUCGGGAGACGAUGAAUCGGACCGCGUGCUCUGGCAGACUUCCCUUGACGAGGUUACUGCAGGCUGGGCUUCUGGCCCUCACCCGUUGUCUUCUCUGCCGACAGAUGCUAUCGUUUCAAGGCGUUUUGCCAUCUGGCAGAAGGAGCGAAUCAGAGCAAUAGACGAUCUCAGUGCAAGUUGCAUCAACAGUGCAGUAGGCUUCACUGAACGCCUCCAUGUCGAAGGAGUCGAUGAGAUUGCUGCCCUCAUUUUGAGGUUGCUCAGGAGGUUCGCGUGGGUCGCAGUGCAUGACCCUGCGAAGAAUGAGCCUGCGCUCUUUAAGCUUGCUGUCACCAUUUUGGCUCAAGCCGUGUGCAAGCCAGUGGCGUGGCCACUGGCGGAUGGUGUGUUCCUUGGCCCUGUUAUGAGCGGUUCUGACAGCUCUGAGGAUUUUUCUUCUUCUUCGAGCCACGACCGCGUUUUGAUCCUUGCAGGGCCUCUGCCGCCGUUUCGGCCAGUUUUGUUGCGCCCCAGAGCCUUCUACGACGAUCUGCUGCGUGAUCAGGUUGCCGCUCCCACCGGCCUUUGGUCUUGGGUCGCUGACAGCAAUUUGGUUGCCGUGCUUCUGAGCCAGAGCGAGGGCUCCAGGAUUUUGCUGGCACUUCCUUUCCGCAGCUGGCCCUCGCUGCUCUGCACAGCCAAAGGUCCUAUGAAGUGCAUUUUCAGUGAUGAUGCCGACUUUGCUGUGCAAUCCCCAUCCUUGGAGCCCUUGUUACCGCCAGAGGUGAGCACGCCUGAUCGGCUGGUCGAGUGCUUGGAGCAUGUGACCGACUUGAAGUCAUUCUUUCAGACCACGAUUUCUAAUGUUGCUGACUGCGAUAUUAAUGAGACCCUUGGAAGUUUGCUUCACAUUGCAAUCAAUAAGUUAUGUGUCGUCGUGGAACGGUGCACAGGACAGCCGCCCGACCCUGAGGACAUUGAGGCCAGGACGGGGCUCCGCAGCCCCUACACGUUGAUCAAGAGGGCCAAUUCCCUCCUCGCCUAUCUUCGUUGGGUCGAUGGUCAGCCCCUUGCAAAUCUGUCCUUCUCGGGUGUGUUCCAAGAGACUCUUGUUUGGGAACAUUUUCAGUACUUGAAGAAAGAAAACAAGCCUCCGACCAGCGGUUCGACGUUGCUUUCUGCCAUGCGGUUCUUGCACUACGUCCUUGAGGUGGAUGUGCAGGUAUGCAUUUCUAGCCGGCGCAUCGUCGGUGCCAGUCAGCAGUUGGCUGCUAAGACCCGUUGGCUCAAGCAGGCUCGUGCAUUAACAGUUGAUCAGGUUCGCAAAUUGCAUGAACUUCUCGAAGGCAGCGACGACCCCCUGUUGCGUUGCUUCGCUGCAUAUGCCUUGAUCGCCGUCUAUGGACGAUGUCGGCACUCUGACCUGCAGUGCAUCUGGGACCUGGAGUGCGAUUUCGAUGGUGUUUCGGGCUUUCUGCAGAUUCGAACAGGUCGUCACAAGACCUCGACCACCGCCAAGAAGAAGGCGCAGUUUUUGCAUAUCUUGGUCCCUGCACAGGGAGUGGUCUCUCGUCCCUGGCUGCCUCUUGCAAUCCAGGCGUUUGAAGCUGUUAACCUGUGUUUAAUUGGCAAGAUUGACGGGCCCAUUUUCCGCCCACCCCUUGAUGCUGAGUGCUCUGCCCUCUGUGCUCGCCCCGUGUCCUCGCAAGAAGUGUCCAGGAUGCUUCGUCAAGCCCUCGAUUUGCCUGAGGACUCCGGCGUGUCCUCCCAUUCCCUCAAGGUCACUGGCCUGUCCUGGGCAUCCAAGGCUGGCACGCGCGCUGGCAUGGACCGUGAUACUUGUGCUGUCUUGGGUCGGCAUGCUCGCAAUCAACUCACGACUGAGGUUGUGUACAGCCGUGAUCUCAGCGCGGCCCCGUCGUUGGCCUUUUCUCGCUUGUUGCAUCAGGUUGCUCUUGGGGUGUUCAUGCCAGAUGCUCCUUUACGCGCUUUCUGGAGUGAGUCCUGUGAAGCCUCUCCUGGCCCAGCACCGAUUUUGCCUGUCGUGCGACCCUCCGGAGCCAUCAAAGUUGAAGAUUCCGCCUCCGAAGCCGAGGAGUCUGCGCAUGAGAGUAGUGAGGAUUCCUCUGAUUCUGAGGCCUCCCGAAGCAGCAGCUCGGACAGUGUGACCCAUUCCUCCAGCCCUCCCCUCAGCAAAAAGGCCCGCCGCUUUCUGCCUGAGACACGGGAUGAGUCCGACGUCUGGGUGAUCCACCGUCGUUGUUGCACUUGGUCCGCGGCCAAAGCACUCUUGAUGCGUGCCUUCAAGUUCUUGCAUGCGGACGUGUGCGCUCCGAUGCGUACAGAGUUGCCGAGGAUGCUGACCUGGAUGCGGUCGAGUGUCAAGGUUGCCGGCGAUGCAUUUGACGGUCAACAGCUAGCCGAUGAUCAGUGGCAUACUUGGGUCCAAACCUCCAUCCCCGCCGCAUCAGCCGGGGAAGCUGCGAGUGUACGCCGACUCGUCUUCGAGGCGCAAACACUUACCUUGGCAGAUCUCAAGGACCAGGUUACCAACCCCAGUGCCUCUGCCGCCCGACCCCUUGCAGAAGCAGAGCGCGACAAACGCAUGGCUGCUUUAAAGGCCAAGGUUUCCGGUGUGAUCAUAGAAGGUGAUGCGGAGCCCAGCCGGGCCCUGUUGGAAUUGGCCUGCACCAUGAGUUCGCUGGAUGAGAUAAGGUAUAUCGCCCCUGAGAAAUGCACCUCCCGCUUGAGCGAGGUAGCCCUUGCCAAGCCCCUCGCCCGUGUCGUCGAGCUGGAGCAGCAGCGGCUUGUUCUCAAGGACCAGGAGCUCCCGUGUGACGCCCAAGUUCACAACCCCUUGCUCCUCUCUGCAGCAUUCCGUCGUCGAGGACUGGCGCUGGCAUUUGCAGAUGUGGUUGAUUUUCUUGCACAUGAAAAAUACGUCAAUGAGCUGAUGCGACACCUGACAAACCCCGACGCCCUGCCAGGGGGUGCUUGCCAGCUGCAUCAAGUUGUCGAGGCUGACCGCUUGGUUCAUGUGUGGAUGCUUGAGAAAGGAAUCCGGCCCCGGCGCAAGAGUGACGGAUCCCGCGCCAUGGAUGACGCUCUCUUUGAAGCGCUCUCGUCGUAUCGCGUUUCCUUCGUCUUGAUCCCUCGUGGAAGCACGGCUGCUGGGAGUGGCGGCGGUCGAGGAAGGAAGCGCAAGAAGACCAAAGAUGACAAGGGCAAGAAGGAUGAUAAAGCUGAGAAGAUUCCCCCUGCGCCCAAGGACCCGCCUGCUCGCCCCCCGAAAGGUCCAGGCAAAGGUGCUGCCAACCGUGCGGCUGUUCCCAAGGCCAUUCUCGACAAGGGUGGCAAAGCCCAAACGCCCCAUGGCAAAGCCAUCUGCUACGGGUUCAGCCUUGGGGAGUGCCGGGUGGCCAACUGCCCCCGUGCCCAUGCCAACCUGUUCUGGAAGUUCGCGAACGGGCUAAUCUUUCUCCUGCAUACAGGUCACCUGGCUCUGCAAGUGACCUGCCACCCCAACCCGCCUGCUGUGGCUCUUGACUUACGUGAACAGCCUUCGCCCUGCCAGUGGGUCGUGGACGUGGCUCGUGCGGAGCAUCUUGCCCGUGCCUCUGUCAACAGCCCUUCGCUUGAAGCUGCCCGGCGCAUUCUUUGCCUGCUUCCCUCUGAGGUCCCCGCACGGGGCCAAGCGCAUAGUGCCUCUCACUCCUGGACCUGCGGCAUGUGGACCUGGGGUGCCCGUGCGGGCGUUCGCGGCUUCACGAAACGUUUCCCCGCUGUGACACGUUUCUUUUGUGCUCUACUUCGCCAGCACUUCCCUGGCCACGCAUUCACGAAUGCUGCUGUGUUCACAAACCUGCGCGCGGAACCGCACGUUGACUCCUGCAACGUGCCUGGUUUCCCCAACCUGCUUCUGCCACUCAGCCUUUUCCGGGACGGCGACGUCUGGCAAGAAUCUCCAGUUGGCGGUGUUCCGCUGGCAGGGCACGAUGCCCUGGGCAUACGGCUCCGCGUCAGUUUGGGGCCCCAGACCUUAGACGCCAGCCGCCUGCAUGCCACACUCCCUUGGAAAGGCGUUGGGUGUUUGCUUGUGGGAUAUUGCCUUCAGGGUUGGGAGCGGCUGUCCGAGAAGGAACGACAGGAACUCCUUAGUUUGGGUUUCCUUAAUCCCGGUUCCCUAGUCCAGCCUGCCCCUGUGCGGCCCCUCACGCCCCCCACCCCGCCUUUAAUUUUGGAGUUAUUCUCCGGGUCUGGUCGCGUCACUGCGGCCCUGCGUGCACUUGGUUUUGAGGCUGUUGCCAUUGACAAGGUCAAGAGCGUUGGGUGUGCCGCCCCGCCCUGGGUGCUCGAUGUCUCUACGCCAGACGGCCUUGCCCAGCUGCUCCAACUUGUGCAAAACCCGCGCGUCUUGGGGUUGUUCGCCGCUCCGGCUUGUGGCACGUGUUCUCUGGCCCGUGGCAUUCCGUGCUGGGACAGCCAGGGCAAUCCGGUGCCUGUGCCCCGGCCUCUGCGGUCAGACCGUCACCCGGACGGUAUGCCCGACCUCCCCCCCGGUGAUGCUCGCCGUGUGCGCCUUGCAAACGAAAGCUACCUGGCGCUUCGACAGGCCGUGCGCCUGGGUGUGCAGCGUGGCAUCUUGAUUGCUGUGGAGAAUCCGCGGUCAUCCUUGUUUUGGAAGACUUCCUUUUGGCGCGACGUGGCUCAUGCUUUUCGCUAUGUGGAUCACCAGGCGUGCGCCUAUGGUGGCGACCGCCCCAAGUUCACCCGGAUUGCCUACACGCACCCUUCUUUCGAGUCCUUGUGCAAGCUGUGUCCCGGCUGCCCUGCGCAUGCGUCUUGGGGUGUCGACCCCGCGGCCCCCAACGGUUUCGCCACCAGUCGGGAGACCGCCUACCCUCGUCCCUUGGCUCAUGCCAUUGCGCAGUGCUUCGCGAGUGCCCUUCCCACUGUCGAGCCGCCGGGCCUCCAGCUUCCGGCGUUACGCAGCCUGGCUGGACUUCAACCAAAAGCUAGCAAGGUGCCAGCCUUGGUCCCGGAGUACAAGACCACUUGCGUGGUCCGGGGGCCUGCCGCCAGCCUGGUCCCGCCUUGCCAACCCAUGCAACGCCUCGAGCAGGCUUGGCCGGUGCCUGCGGAUUGUCAAUGCAGCUUGAAGGUCAUACCUCCCUAUGCUCAGUUGCUGCGUCUCAGUCCGGUUAAAAUGGGAAAGCAGGAUGAGGAAACUCGUAGGCAUGUUGAAUUGGCGUGGGGCAUUCCGUGGUCGCCAAGUGAAUUCAUUCAGUGUGCUUGCAAAGCUGUCCACCCUGUGGCCCAAGAAGCACAAUUACCCAGCGAACUUCUUCAAGCCGUCGAAGUGAAUUGCAAUGCGACGACAGCGUCGGCCCUUGAAGGGAAGCGCACAGCUUGGUUUGAAAAAUGGUUCAAACGGUGCUUGGAACUCAGGACAGACGAAUGCAAACUCAAGGAUGGCAUGCAUCCCGACGUCCGAGGCAUCCUUGAACCUAAAAACCUUCUUGUCUGGCGCGAAAUCUUAGAUGACCUCAACUACCCUGACAAAACUGUCAUCGAGGAGGUGAUUUCAGGGACCGUGUUGACUGGUGAAGUUCCGAGUACUGGGCUAUUCAACCCUGUUUUCAAACCCGCGGCAAUGUCCGAGGACUUGUUGCGAGACACCGCCGAUGAGGGCAGGUCCACCAAUGAGCCACUCUUGGGUCGUACCCAUGAUUUGAAAGCAGCAUAUCGACAGCUGGCGGUGUCCCAGAGUUCCGCUUGGUGCUCGUACGUUUGCAUCUGGGACCAUGAGCGUGCCGCCCCCGUGUGCUUCAGGCUCAAAGCGUUGCCUUUCGGCGCGUGCAGAAGCGUUUAUUCGUUUCUGCGCGUAGUGCAUAGCAUCUGGUUCAUAGGGACUGUUGGGUUAAGCCUCCCUUGGGUUUGCUAUUUCGAUGACUUCAUCACGAUUUGUUCGGGCAGCCUCGCACACAGCACUGACGAUACCAUCAAGCGCUUAUUCAAGCUCCUGGGCUGGACACUGUCCAGUGACGGAAAGAAGGACUUGCCGUUCAGGAGGUCUUUCGAAGCUCUUGGCAUCGUCGUCGAUUUAGAGGAGAGCGCGAACAAAGUUGUGAAGUUUGCAAACACCCCAUCCAGGGUGAGCGAACUCUGUGGGUCCAUUGGCGACAUACUCGACGCUGGUUCCCUCAAACAGCCUCUGGCCUUGAGGUUCAGGAAGAUGCUUCUGGAGCACAAACCCAGAGUCUUGAACGGAUAUUUGCGGGAAAAAUUCGUCAUCUUCACGGACGCCUGCUUCGACCCAGAGGCAUCGGACUGGGCGUGUGGUAUUGGUGGCCUGCUGUUCUCUGACAGAGGUAAACUCCUAGGUGCCUUUUCCGAGCAACUUGAGCGCUGGCAGAUUGAAGCAUUGACCGAGGGCUUUCGUAAGACGGUCAUUUUUGAAGCUGAACUUUUGGCAGUUAUCGUUUCGCAGCUUGUAUGGGGACACGUCAUCAGACAUGCACCUGUGCUGUGGUUCGUUGAUAACAAUGCCUCCCGCGACAUCGCGAUUUCAGGCUGCACGAGGUCUGACAAUGCACAAGCGCUUCUAAAUGUCUUGCUGGAGAGCGAGGAGCAGUUCGAUGUCAAAGCAUGGUACGCCAGGGUUCCUUCUCCGUCUAACCCUGCUGACCAUCCCUCUCGAACAAAGCUGGAGUCCUACGUUCAUGGUAAGCUUGAGUGGAGCACGAACCUUUUGGCAUUGCCAUUCGGGGGUUCCUUCUCAGUCUGCUCAUUCUUGAGGGCGGCUGAGGGUGUCAAGCGGCUGGGAAUCAAGGCAGCAAGCCUUGUUUGGACCUCCUUCUUUGAUGACUAUGUCGCUUUCUGUUUGGAUGGGGACGAGGAGCACUCCGAGAAAUUCAUUUCUUCCUACUUUGAUCUUCUUGGUUGGGAAGUCUCGCGAGAUGAGGCGAAGUCUGCAGGUUUCAGUUCGGUUCUUGAUGUGUUGGGUGUUCGUUUUGACCUCAACGGUUUUCGCAACGGCUCCUUCACAGUUGGGAACACCCCGAAGAGGAUUGAAGAAUUGACAAGGACCAUUGAUGAGGUUCUAACCUCCGAUUCUCUAAGCGCAAAGGGCGCCCAAAGGUUGAGGUCACGUUUGAAUUUUGCUGAAGCUCAAGUUGCAGGACGUCUUGCGAACACUGCUCUUAGAGCUAUUGGGACUCAGGCUCUUCCUGGCGCCACCCCCUCCCCGCUGCCUCAGCACGUGAGGCGUGCGCUCCAGGGAAAUGCUCCCCCAAGAUGCAUCUCGGACUGCGCCGGGCGUCCGCUUGUUGUCUUCACUGAUGGUUCAUGUACGCCUGUGGAAGGUUCGAGCUUGCCAUCUUGUGGACUCGGUGCUGUGAUUUUCGACGGCGCUGAGCGCCCCUCAGCUUUCUUGAGCGAACUCGUCCCCCCAGAUGAGGUCGAGCGAUGGUGUGAGCUGGAGGCCAAAUCUCAGCUCGUCUUUGAGGCCGAGCUUCUUCCAUACCUCCUGUGCCUCUCCACGGUGCCAGAACUCUUUGCGAGGAGGAAAGUCAUCCUCUUCUUAGACAGCGAUCCGGCGCGUCACUCCUUCAUCAACGGCUUUGCAACGAGUCCUGUUGCUUCAUGCAUUGUGAGUGACGCAGUCCACUUGGAAGACAGGCUCUCUGUCAAGCCAUAUUUCUCAAGAGUUCCGACCGCUUCGAAUCCUGCUGACGAUCCCUCGAGAGGUGAGUUCGAGUUUCUGACACGACUUGGCGUGAGACGCUUGAGGCCUUCUCGCGAGGUCCCGGUCACCGGGAAGGGCGGGAAGAUGGAUCAAAUCCCAUUGAAACCGCCAUGGGUGGUGAUCCUCAACUAUGAAUACGAGUUGAGGAAAGAAGCGAUCAAGAGAGCCUUUCGUGAUUCCCGCCCCCUGCGCGAGACCCUUCGGGAGGUGACAGAUGAUGCACAGUUGAAAGAACAGUAUUUCACAGCUCCCAUAGCGCUGCAAAACAGAGGAAAGCGUGGCAGUGAUCAAUGGGAUGGCCAGCACGAUGAUGGAAAAUGGCACCGGGACACCUGGCGAAAAGGAGCUGGCUGGGGCAAAGGCACACCGCGCAAAGGAGAUGACAAAGGACGUGGCGAUCAAAAGGGCAAGGACAAGAAAGGAAAGGACCCAAAGGGUCCUGGCAAAGGGAAGCGUGAGAGCGUCACCACCACUCGAACGCCAGACGGGAGGUGGAUCUGCUUUGACUACUCCGGGCCAGGAUGUGAUGGAAACUGCGGCAUGGUACACUGCUGCAUGGUCAAAGGAUGCCACGGGCCACAUCCUACGUGGCAACAUUGGCAACAGCAUCACUCUGGCAAGACAACGGAUGCUCCGAAGCACUGA